This is a messenger RNA of Danio rerio (zebrafish), 2341 nucleotides long. The record is from RefSeq and is a predicted model, not a curated record. NCBI's taxonomy places the organism in Eukaryota, Metazoa, Chordata, Actinopteri, Cypriniformes, Danionidae.
ACACCUAUUGCUUGAUCGCCGUAUUGUCUGUCUUCAUCAUCAUCACACUGUCACUGCUGCACAGACCCAGAAACGCUACUUCUCAGCUCAUUUCACCCCUUCAAGAUGGACAGAUAAACACCGUUUACGCUGUCAGCCUGCAGAUCCGCCGAAAGAGAUGCUUCCCAGCCAUCGGUUGAUCCUCGCGUCGCUCCAGCUGUGUUUGUUGUUGUUGGUGGUGUCUUUUACCGAAGGCAGAAGUUUGAAAUGCCCUCCUGGAAAAGUGUGCUCAGUUCGGCCGCCUGUGGUUCUCAUUCCGGGAGAUCUUGGGAACCAGCUGGAAGCAAAACUAGACAAGCCCAGCGUUGUGCAUUAUAUCUGCUAUAAGAAGACCGAGGACUACUUCACACUGUGGCUCAACCUGGAGCUGCUGGUGCCGGUGGCCAUUGACUGCUGGAUUGAUAACAUGAGGUUACUGUAUAACCGUACCAAUCACCUCAGUGAACCUCCUCCAGGAGUGGACAUCAGAGUUCCUGGCUUCGGAGAGACCUACAGUCUGGAAUACCUGGAUCCCAGCAAACGGAGUGUGGGCAUGUACUUCUUCACUAUAGUGCAAUCUCUGGUUGACUGGGGUUACACCAGAAACGAUGAUGUUCGAGGUGCUCCUUAUGACUGGCGUAAAGCCCCAAAUGAGAAUAAGGAGUAUUUCUUGCGUCUGCAGCAGAUGAUUGAGGAGAUGGCUCAUAAGGCUGGAGGUCCUGUGGUUCUCAUUGCUCACAGUAUGGGGAACAUGUACACGCUUUAUUUCCUCAAUCACCAACCGCAGGCUUGGAAGGACCGAUACAUCAAGGCAUACGUGUCUCUGGGGCCUCCGUGGGCUGGAGUGGCCAAAACUCUGAGAGUUAUGGCAACAGGCGACAACAACCGCAUUCCUGUUAUCAGUCCCCUAAAAAUCCGCACCCAGCAGCGAACGGCCGUCUCCACCACCUGGCUCUUACCCUACGCCCACACCUGGCCCAAAGACAUGGUCCUGGUUUACACCCCAAACACCACCUACACUGUCCAGGACUAUCAGCGCUUCUUUAAAGACAUCGACUACGAGGAUGGCUGGGCCAUGAGGCAGGAUACUGAACCACUGGUUAGUGCACUUCAGCCCCCGGGCGUUCCUGUCCACUGUCUUUACGGCACAGGUAUUCCAACACCUCAGGGUUACAAUUACACAAACUUCCCAGAUACAGACCCGGCUGUUAUUAAUGGAGAUGGAGACGGAACGGUCAACCUGAUAAGCGCCAUACAAUGCAAACGCUGGAAAGGCCAACAAAAACAGGCCGUGGAGUGGCUGGAGCUGCCUGGAAAUGAGCAUGUCGCCAUGCUGUUGAACAGCACCACAGUUGACUAUAUCAAAAAAGUGUUGUUUUCACCAUGAUGACAUCGAGGCUUUACAGCUCCCCCUUCCUUAACCAAUGAAUUACCAUUCUGGUUUGCCAAAAGGACAGGAUGCAGUUCUGCUUUUUGGGUGGAUGUUCCUUGUGGUAAUUUGUUUAUUGUCAGGUUAUCAGUGUGACAAAUUGUACUCGUAAAAUGUUGGGCACAAUCAGCGUUUAUAGAAAUUAUUAAUGAAUUCAGAUCUCCAUUUAUUAUUAUUAUUAUUAUUAUUAUUAUAGAUUUAAAUGCACAUAUGUAUGUGGUUUAAUGUGAAGAAGCAAUUGACUGCCGUUAAUCCACUUUUUCCAAUUGCAUUUUAAGAUAUUGUCCGUUUUUAACCUUUUUUAACCUCCAAUAGAGUUUUUACCACAUUUCCAAAGGUGUUUCUAUCCAAAUCGUACUGAUUCUGCAGUAUUUCUGUUGACGCAAGUGCUUAUUUAUCAAGCUGUCUGUGACUAGUAUUGAUUUAUGUAUUUUUAUCAGUCGCUCUUGAAUGUAGUGAAAAAAAACAACUGCUGGAAAUCUCGUUGCUCAAUUUAUGUCAGCUUAACCUCAACGACUGCAAAUGUGACCCAUGAUGGGUUAACCAUCAAUACACGUGUACAAUUUCUUUGUUUUGUAAUUAUUUUUGUUAUUUGACAUGUACUUACCUCUUAAAUAUAAUGAACAAUGAAUUGCAAAGCAAUUUGUUUGCUGCCUAAUGCUACAAAUGAGGCUGUAAAACGAGUCGUUUUCAGGUACAACACUAACCGUGGGAAGUGAAACUACGUCUUUCAUUUUCAGGAUGUGGUGUGUUGUUCAUAAACGGGUCCGAUGGUAACAAUGCAGAGCUAACUGGCUAUCUGUUACUCACAAAAACAGAUGUUGCAUACAUGCCCUGGAUUAGUGAGAAAUCACCAUGUUGCAAUUAUGUACAAUAAAAUGCUCUUUACCAAAA